Penicillium verhagenii is the source of this 387-nucleotide messenger RNA. RefSeq lists its product as uncharacterized. Lineage: Eukaryota; Fungi; Ascomycota; Eurotiomycetes; Eurotiales; Aspergillaceae. The record is from RefSeq and is a predicted model, not a curated record. The transcript has a single exon. Bases 1 to 387 code for a protein of 128 amino acids.
AUGCAGCUCCCUCCACGCCCCCGUCUCAAACCACCCCGGAUCCAAAUAAAACGCCACAAUCUGACACUUAACAACAAGCACGACCUCCACCCAGCUCGGCGCAAACUCCGCCACCUUCCUCGACAUCGGCUCAAGCGAAUAAUCCCACGGCCCAGUCGGCGGCGUGAAGCACGGAUUCUGCGCCUCGGCUUUCCGCGCCCGCGAGAACAGCAGCGCCUUCAUCAUGAUCUGGAACAGCUCCGCCGCCACGCUGUUAUGCAGCGUGGGAUGGUCCACUGGGGAGCGGGGCCUGAGCAGGAUUCCGAUGGCGAUCGAGAAGGGGACGACGCUGUCGCCGAAGGCGCGGUCCGCGAGGUAGUGGGCGAAGGAGGACCAGCCUGGGAUUAG